This is a messenger RNA of Fomitopsis serialis, 1029 nucleotides long. RefSeq lists its product as uncharacterized. The transcript is spliced from 8 exons. The record is from RefSeq and is a predicted model, not a curated record. Bases 1 to 1029 code for a protein of 342 amino acids. NCBI's taxonomy places the organism in Eukaryota, Fungi, Basidiomycota, Agaricomycetes, Polyporales, Fomitopsidaceae. Gene Ontology annotation, molecular function: NADP binding; oxidoreductase activity, acting on the CH-OH group of donors, NAD or NADP as acceptor.
AUGGCCCACCUGCCAACCCUGUCAACCCGCGGUGCCCUUCCCGCGACCGGCGACGCUCGGCCAUGUCGCGCAUCACGUUGGUUUCUGUGGACUGGGAGCCAUGGGCUACUUCAUGGCGCGCAACCUUGCAAAGACCCGCUCACGCACGCUGCACCGAGCCCACUCAAGGUCUACAAUCGAUCGGUGGGCAAGUGUGAGCAGCUGCAGAAGGAGCUCGGCGCGGACAAGGUCCAGAUCUGCGACAUCAUCUUCACCAGUCUCGCGAACGACGCGGUUGUGAAGGGCGUGUACGAACAAUACGCGCAGCGCUCAAGGUGCGCCAAGCCGCCAACAAAGAAGAAGAUUAUUGUAGAGAUGAGCACUGUCUACCCUUCCCUGGUUGCUGGAUACUUCCUAAGUGGGAUUCCCCACACCCACCUACUCUCCGGACCUGUCUUCGGUCCCCCAGCCGCCGCUGAUGCGGGCGAUCUCGUGUGCGUCCUUGCGGGCGAAUACCAGGCGAAGCAGGAGGUUGCGUAUGUCCUAGUCCCCGGUGUGGGUAAGAAGGCGAUGGACUUGGGCGGCAACCUCGAGAAAGCCCCAACUUUCAAGCUCAUCGGAAACUCGAUGAUCCUCGGGUCGCUCGAGAUCCUCGCAGAAGCGUUCACGCUCUCGGAGAAGACAGGCAUAGGCUCUGCGACGACGUACGAACUGAUCAAGGAUCUCUUCCCGGCGCCAUCCUUCAUCAACUACGGCAACAGGAUGGCAACCGAUUCCCUUGAUGGACAGCAUGGCUUUGCAGUUGACGGUGGUUUGAAGGACGCCAGUCACAUGCGUAGACUCUUGACGGAGUACAACUCACCCAUGCCAAUGAUCGACGCCGCCCACAAUUACCGCCUCACAGCGCGGGCUAUCCACCAGGAACAGAAGAAGCGUGGGGAGCAAGAGUUUGACAUUCUAGACUGGAGUGGGCUGGUCGCUGGUACCAGGGUUGCGGCAGGCAUGGACGCCUUCAGCAGUGCUCAGUCUGCGAAAGUCGUCAAGGAGUAA